Molecule: messenger RNA, 2870 nt
Organism: Eriocheir sinensis (Chinese mitten crab)
Lineage: Eukaryota; Metazoa; Arthropoda; Malacostraca; Decapoda; Varunidae
Product: glutamate receptor ionotropic, kainate glr-3-like
Exons: 12
Coding region: 364-2148 (594 amino acids)
Cellular component (GO): membrane
Molecular function (GO): glutamate-gated receptor activity
Source: RefSeq, a predicted model, not a curated record
UUGAAAAAUAAAUUAUCUUGAGUUAUUUCAUAAGCUUUAUAGUUCUGGUGGUGGGCUGUAAUGAAGCCAGACGUGAUGUUGACGCUACUGCUCCUGCUUGAGUGUUGCAUCAAAUCCACUCAAUCAAAAUACAUUUUUAGAGGUAAAGCGAUACACUGCAAUACCAUGUUUGAAAUCAGAUAUGUGCAAUAAUUUCUGAACUUGAACAAUAAAUUAUAUGUUAAGUACUGAUCUUUUUAUAUUAUAUUAUUGAAAGAACAAAGAGACCUGGUGGCAUUCGGAGUGGUUGAUUCCAUUCUUAUUCGACAUUCACCGUGCCAGUACACAACGUUGUUUGUGACCGACGGAGAAAAGGAUGUAGAAAUGGUGCAGACGGAACGGGGGAAUGCUGCCUUCCAGGUGAAACUUUCCUACCUGAACAGUAAUGCUACACAAACUUACAUGAAGGAGGCGGUGGACAACGUUCGCAGGAUGGAUGAGCUGUGGCACUGCCUGGCACUAGUAGUGGUGAGCGAUAAUCCAACCUUCCUCGCCGCCUUCGCUCACCUGUCUCUAAGGCGUCAUGCCCUUAGGUGGUCGACAAAGAUCCUUGUCCUAACUCGCCUUUCUAAUAGCGAACUUGGUGGUCUUCACAGUCUCCUCUCCAACAGAAACGCCAUGCUGCUUCAAGUGCAAGAGUCUGAGAGAGCUAGCAGUAUCGAUGGUCGAGUGGGAGUGUACGUGUGGUCGCCGUACAGCGCCCCUGGCAGCAAGCCUUGGAGGGUGGCCACCUGGACCCCGCACAGCAGUCUGACACUGGCUUCCAACAUGCCUCUCUUUCCUGAUAAGUUUCAUGUGUUCAGCUCCGCACCAACCCUCACGGUGGCAAUCGAAGUGUUGCCCCACAAUACAAUUUCGUGGGUGGAGGACUCCAAGGCCCCUAGUGGACAACGCCUAGUGUUUAAGGGACAUAUGGACAACAUCGUAAAAUACUUGGCUAAGGCAACAAAUUUCACAUUUUGGUACGUGUUGUCCCCAGAGAGGGGUUUUGGCACUAAGCUGCCUGAUGGAUCCUGGACCGGCAUGUUGGGCAUGGUUAUGAGGGAGGAAGCAGACUUUUCACCAGCCCCAUUUAUAUUAAGUCCCGUGCGAAAAGAAGCUGCGGAUCACACAAUACCGUAUUAUUAUGGAAAUGUAAGAAUUCUAAGCGGACUAAGUGGACUAAAAGUGGACCCGUGGGGUUUCCUGCUGCCCCUGACGCCUCUUGCGUGGGCAGCCACCUUGAUGGCGCUAAUGCUGGUGUUCGUCAUCCUGCAAUUGCUUCCUUACUGUCUACCCAUCAGCACGCUGGGUCGCGGUGGCUGGUCGGUCAACAACGCCUUCAGCUGUGUUCGCAUCAUCCUACAGCAAGACAUCGUGUUGCUUGCGGAGCUGUGGUGGUGGGAGCGUCUGGUGCUGGGACUGUGGAUGCUGACGACGCUGGUGGUGACUAAAAGUUAUGCCGGAAAACUCAUGUCCCUCCUGGCUGUGAGAUAUGUCCCACAGCCCUACCAGACGCUGAGGGACGUCCUCGACGAUCCACAGGUCGCCAUGCUGUGGCAAAAGAAUUCUUAUAACGAACAGUACUUAAGGGAUGUUAAAACUGGCAUAUUCCGGGAGGUGGCCGAGCUCGAAGGAGUGGGACGCCUUAAGUUUCAUACACAGGCACAGACAAAGUAUAUGACAGUCCUAGACACCCUGGUGAGGGCCGGGGACCACGUGAUUGUGGAUUUCGAAAUAAGUUUGAGAAGCCUUAUGGCUCUUGACUUCUCUCAGAAAGGCCAGUGUGAAUUUUACAUGUCAAAAGAUCGAUAUUUAUCUGUUUCUGGUGCAGUGAUGGCUCCAAAGAAUAAUCCUCUCGUCCACAGCUUUAACAAGAGACUUAUGACUGCUAUCGAACAAGGCUUGAUAUCGUAUUGGCUGGAAAAUGUUCCAAACUUUACUGUUUGUGACAACAUUCCAAAGAAAAAGCUGGUUACUUCAUAUAUCUUUAUUUCCAAUAUAUGGGGAGUUUUCGCGUUGCUGGUCGGGGGUCUGGCCACCGGACUGGUGGUCUGGUGUGCUGAACUCCUCGUCAGCCCCAAGUGCCUUAUUUCCUCUCCAUCACCUCUCUCGAUUUCCUCACACUAACAACUCAACAGUGUGUGAAACAUUGUAGUUAUUACUUAAUGUAAUUACUCUACUGAGAAUUAGAUUUGUGCCGACAUAUUCUCUCUCUCUCUCUCUCUCUCUCUCUCUCUCUCUCUCUCUCUCUCUCUCUCUCUCUCUCUCUCUCUCUCUCUCUCUCUCUCUCUCUCUCUCUCUCUCUACUUUCAUUUGAAACAUAAGGCCUCCCUGCUACAUGGAUACAAACGAACUUGAUUUUUUUUCUUAGCCCCAUAAAUGUGAAAAUAUCAUAAAUAUUUACGUAAAGAAUCGUACGUGUUACAUUAUUGUAUGUUGACUAGGUGACUCCACGAUAUCUCAGAUCAAAUAUGCGAGCAGCAGCUCAGCCAAGAAGACCAAGACCCCAGCAGCCAGACCGAAGGACAGCAUCACGUACAUUCCUUGUGACGCCCGAUAUGGACAAUUUGCAAAUGUAACUGAAACAUCAUAUUAUCAUCUCAAUCACUUUAGAGUUUGGAUCAAGUCAAACCUUCAUUAUACCCAGAUAUUGUGGGAAGAAAGAGUUGUUGAUGCAACAGUAAUUUUUGUAAUGUUGGGGCAGCGUGUAAAGUAUGGGACUAUUUCCAUUCAGUACCUGGGCAGACCUGUCGCCGUUACCGCCAACAUCCUGACACGGACGGCAUGCUCGUUAGUGUUGGCAAAGGUUUAAGAAUAAAUGAAAUUAUGACAAAGUAAAAUAAAAGGAA